CGGAGUAGAAGCAGCUGCGCCCCGCCUUUUGACCCACCCGUUUACUCUUUAUGGAAUCACCGUUAAAAAUAUUGUUGUUUUAGGUUAACGGCUCGUUUGUGAAGUAAUUCCUCGCCUCGUCGUCAGCUGUACAGCUGUUCAAGAGUGGUGCUGCAGCCGGAAAGUGUCUUCUAACUUCAGAUUUUAUGGUGGGCGCUUUGCUGUGAUUGAGACAGAUUUAUAAACGGGCAGAAGGCUACGUUAGCAUCGGAAUACAUUUGUUAGCCUGUCAGCUGGUUAGCAUAGACUAACAUUAUGGCGUUAGGUUAGACAGGAAAGUGGCUGUUCCGCCGAACCGUCGGCCACAAUUGCUAAUUUUGAUAAGACAGGGUAUAAAGAGAUAACGCAUAUGUACGUCACCCCAAAAGUCCCAGUUUAAGCGUUUACACAGCUGUCUAACGACUUAGUUGGACUAGCUGAUGAGCUAAACUGGCGUUAGCAUGGCGUCAGAUACAAGUGACAACGAAGAAUUCUACGAUGCUCCAGAGGACGUCACCUUGUCUCCGAAAGAGACACCUGCAAAGCUUGUCAUUCCGUCAACUCAGGAGACAUCAGAGGGCUUGGUGACCUGUGGCUCAACGGAAACUCAGCAGGAUGAUUCUCUGCAGAUCAUUGAUAGCAUCAUCGAGGAGAGUCAAAAAGAAUGCGCAAUAGAUGUCUGCGAGGUGGUCGAGUUGUUGGAUCAACUGCAGGUUGAUGUGAAACCCGAGCCAAAAGGAGAGUUGGAAGCUGGGGAUGUUUCCCUGGAGUCAACCGUCCUGGUUGUCGCACCUGAACUUGUCAAGGGGUCGGAGGAGCGACAGGAAAGCGUUACGACGAAUGGAGAAUUCUCUUUAGCCACUGCCGAACUCCCAACUCUGCCUGGACCUUCAGCCGAGUCACAAGAGCGAGUGCAGCCUCCGGACCUCACCAGCACCAUCACUCACAGUCAGGCGGACGCUGGCACCGCUCUGGUGGCAGAAGUGGAGAAGGAGCAGAGAUCCGCAGACAUCUUGGACCAAGUUCCCUUAACAGACAGGCCGGUUCCAACAGACUCACCAGGGCCCUUGAAACCCCCCCGACAAUUCACAGUAGAACCCGAUAUUGUAGCCAGCACAAAGAAGCCUCCUCCCACGCGGCCACCACCUCCUGGUGGUGGUCCACCGCCCAGACCUCCACCACCGUCUUGCCGCAGCUUACCCUCCAGGAUGUCUCAGGAAUGUGUGAGGCCAAGUGGUUUGGAAGUGAGUUCGGUUACCGGUGAUUCUCUGGAGCCGUCUGGCCUGAUGUCUCCCUCCAGCACAGUGAGGUGUCUAACUAAAGACCUGCAACAUUCCCUGGAUCUGGCCAGCGCCACGAGUGGAGACAAGGUGGUGACUGCGCAGGAAAAUGAGGAUGAACCAGCCUUAUCCCAGAGUGGAGAACAAACCCCCGGCCCUCAGCGUCCUCGUUCUAACUCUGGCAGAGAACUGACAGACGAAGAAAUACUGGCCAGUGUCAUGAUCAAGAACUUGGACACUGGAGAGGAGAUUCCCUUGAUUCAAGCUGAGGAGAAACUUCCUACAGGGAUUAACCCUCUCACUCUGCACAUCAUGAGGAGGACCAAGGAGUACAUAACUAACGAUGCGGCACAGUCGGAUGACGAUGAAAAGUCUCAGGCUCCGCUGACGGACACGGAUGGAGGAAAACUGAAGCAGAGAACGACCCAGCUAAAAAAGUUCCUGGGCAAAUCUGUGAAGAAAGCCAAGCACCUUGCUGAGGAAUAUGGGGAGAAAGCAGUCAAUAAAGUGAAAAGUGUGCGUGAUGAAGUGUUCCACACAGAUCCCGAUGAUCCUUCCUCCAGUGAUGAUGAGGGUAUGCCCUACACCAGACCGGCCAAGUUCAAGGCAGCUCACAGCUUCAAGGGUCCCUUCGACUUUGACCAGAUUAAGGUUGUGCAGGAUUUGAGCGGAGAGCACAUGGGAGCUGUUUGGACAAUGAAGUUUUCUCAUUGCGGGAGGCUUCUGGCGACUGCAGGCCAGGAUAAUAUUGUUCGCAUCUGGGUCCUGAAGACCGCCUUUGACUACUUCAAUAAUAUGAGAUUAAAGUACAACACUGAAGGUCGAGUUUCUCCUUCUCCUUCUCAGGAAAGCUUGUGUUCAUCUAAAUCUGACACAGAUCCAGGGGCAAGCUCUGUCCCAGAGGACCCAGACACCGAAGACAGAAAUGCCCCUUUCCGCCAAGUCCCCUUCUGCAAGUACAAGGGUCACACAGCCGACCUGUUGGACUUGUCCUGGUCAAAGAACUUUUUCCUGCUGUCGUCCUCCAUGGAUAAGACGGUUCGAUUGUGGCACAUAUCCAGGAGAGAGUGCCUCUGCUGCUUUCAGCACAUUGAUUUUGUCACAGCCAUCGCUUUCCACCCCAGAGAUGACAGAUACUUUUUAAGCGGUUCUCUGGACGGCAAACUGCGACUUUGGAACAUUCCAGACAAGAAGGUGGCUUUGUGGAACGAGGUGGACGGUCAAACACGACUCAUCACCGCCGCCAACUUCUGCCAAAACGGAAAAUACGCCGUCAUUGGCACCUACGACGGACGCUGCAUCUUCUACGACACAGAGCGACUGAAAUACCACACUCAAAUUCACGUGAGAUCAACUAGAGGGAGGAACAAAGUAGGCCGCAAAAUUACCGGCAUUGAGCCUCUGCCUGGAGAGAACAAGAUUUUGGUUACCUCAAAUGAUUCCCGCAUUCGCCUUUAUGACCUGAGGGACUUGUCUCUGUCCAUGAAGUACAAGGGUUACGUCAACAGCAGCAGCCAGAUUAAAGCCAGCUUCAGCCAUGACUACUCCUUCAUUGUCAGUGGCUCAGAAGAUAGAUACGUUUACAUCUGGAGCACUUACCAUGAUUUGAGCAAAUUCACAUCUGUACGACGAGACCGCAAUGACUUCUGGGAAGGAAUUAAAGCACACAACGCAGUGGUCACCUCUGCAGUAUUUGCCCCCCAUCCAGAUCUUAUUGUUCCUCAAGAAACACUCGCAGAGAAACCAGAAGCGGACCGCAAGAGCCUGGACUCCACCGACUCUGAGACGAUACCAUCAGGAGCCCUGAAAACGGAUCACACAGAGGUUCUGCUCUCUGCUGACUUCACGGGAGCAAUUAAAGUUUUUAUUAACGUCAAAAAGUACUGAGCGCUCCACAAGCAGGCCUGUUCAGCAGAGAUUAGUCCUAAAGAGAGAGACUGUACAAAGUGGGCAAGUUGGGGUUCCUUGUCUUAUUUCUUUUUUUAUCUUUCGUACCAGGUAACUGAACGGUUUGGCAUCUAGAGAUCCAGAAAAGUUGUCUGAGCUCAGACAUGUAAGUUUCUAACUGUGUGGCCAAGAAUUACUGUAGAAAACAUAAAAAUCUAUUUUCAAUAGCUAUGAGCACCUUCAUUGUUUCCUUGGUUUUCAGGUAAGACAAAUUUCAAAAGCAAAACGGUCAAAGUCUUUCAGGUGAAAUGUCAAGUUGGAUUAAAACGACAAAUUCCUUUGUUAUUAAAAUAAGUCAUUUCAGUGUGUUUGACGUUACUAAUGAUUCAAAUUGGGUGUCCUAAAUGUUUCAGAAAAUCACUGAUUACUUUUGAUAAAUGCCCUGGUCAGAAAACACAUUUCAUGAUAGCACUGUAAUCCUACAGCUUUUGUAAACAAAAUGAUGGAAUUUCCUCAAUAAAAAAAAAU
Molecule: messenger RNA, 3713 nt
Organism: Poeciliopsis prolifica (blackstripe livebearer)
Lineage: Eukaryota; Metazoa; Chordata; Actinopteri; Cyprinodontiformes; Poeciliidae
Gene: wdr44
Product: WD repeat domain 44
Exons: 20
Coding region: 480-3185 (901 amino acids)
Molecular function (GO): protein binding
Source: RefSeq, a predicted model, not a curated record